This is a messenger RNA of Rotaria sordida, 1854 nucleotides long. The record is from the annotation of a GenBank genome assembly. Lineage: Eukaryota; Metazoa; Rotifera; Eurotatoria; Philodinida; Philodinidae.
AUGAGUUCAACAUCAAACACUGUGGCGGCAACUCCUGUUGCUGACUCGAUUGAAACCAUGUUUUUUAAAGCAACAAGUCCGAUUCAUAAAAGUGCAGAUCCAAAUUUAAUGAAUUUAUUUUGUUCAAAAGUAAAUUCUGAACCUGAAGGUCAUCAUCAAGCAAUUCGUUUAAUAGCUCAUAAAAUUCAAUCACCACAAGAACAUGAAGCAUUAAGAACAUUAGAAUUACUUGAUGUUGCUGUUCAAAGUUGUGGAAGAAGAUUUCAUCAAGAAAUAGGAAAAUUUCGUUUUCUUAAUGAAAUGAUUAAACUUGUUUCACCAAAAUAUUUAGCAAAUCAUACAUCAGAAAAAGUAAAGAAAAAAGUAAUUGAACUUUUAUAUUCAUGGACACAAAGUUUACCAAAUGAAGUUAAAAUAAGUGAAGCAUAUCAAAUGUUAAAACGUCAAUCAAUAAUAACUGAAGAUCCAAUUUAUAUAAAUAAACCAACAAUAACACCUUUAUCACAAAAAACAAAAUCAAUAUUUGAUACUGAUGAAGAAAAAAGCAAAACUCUUCAACGUUUAUUAAAAAGUCGAAAACCUGAAGAUCUUGAACAAGCAAAUGCAUUAAUUAAAAGUCUUGUAAAAAAGGAUGAAGAAAAAACUGAAAAAUUAUCAAAUCGAGCAAGUGAAUUAGAAAAAGUUCAAAAUAAUAUUCGAGUUUUAUCUGAAAUGCUUAUUCAUUAUAAUCAUUCAACUGCUACUGAACCUGAAAAAGAAACAAUGAGUUAUUUACGUGAUGAAUUAGAAAAAUUUCGACCAGUUUUAUUUCGAUUAGCAACAGAAAGUGAAGAUGGAGAUGAAGGACUUGGUGAAAUAUUAUUAGCAAGUGAUUCAUUAUCACGUGUUUUAGCACAAUAUGAUCGAUUAGUUACACAAGAUAUUUAUAAUAAAGAUGAUAAUGUUCUUCCUUUCUUCGAUAAUAUUCCUCCUAAUUCAACAAGUUCAACUCAACAUAAAUUAAUCGAUUUAGCUGAAACUUUAAAUAAUCCAUCAAAUAAAACAAAUGAAAUAAAAUCUGCUGCAAGUGAACUUGAUGAAUUAUUUGGACCAAUUAAAAUACAUUCUGAUAAUAGAACUAAUAGUGCAUCAUCAAAUACACGUGAAAAUGUUGAUCAAACCGAUGAUUGUUUACCUAUUUUUCCAAUAACAAAUACAAAUAAAACAAAUAAUCAAUGCUCAUCAAUAACAAAUAAAAGUGAAGGAAUAACGACAAAAAAAGGUGGAUUAUUUGAUGAUUUACAAGAUCUUCUUGUCGAUCAAUCAACAGGACAAAAAAUCUCAUCAACUAAAAGUUCAUUUCAAUCAGCAAGUUCAAAUACAACUAAAAUUCCAUUAAAUGAAAUGAAAAAUUCUUCAUCAAAAUCAUUAGAAAAUGAUUUACCAUUUCCAAUAAUAUCUCUUGAAUCAAUUCGUCCAUCAUCAUUAAAUCCCCCAAUAAAUAUUAAAUUAAAUAAUCAAACAGGUCUUCAUUGUCUUAUUCAUAUUGCUCGAGAUUCUCCACGUCCUGAUCUUAUUGUUUCUGUAUUAACUGUUACCAAUACAAAUACUUCAAAUACAAUUAACAAUUUUCAUUUUCAAGUAGCUGUACCAAAAAACAUGCGAAUCAAAUUACAAAACCCAUCAGCUAGUGAUUUACCUGUAUACAAUCCAAUAUUACCUCCACAAGCUAUUACACAAAUUAUUAUUCUAUCAAAUCCAAAUAAAGAACCAGUUCGACUUAGUUAUAAGUUAACUUAUUAUUUAUCAGGCGAACAAAUAAAUGAAUCGGGUGAAAUAGACAAUGGAUUUCCUAGUUCGAUUGAUCCUAUUUAA